AUGCCGGUGUUUGUGGUCAACACUAACGUGCCUUGCGCAUUCGUGCCUGACGGGCUGCUCCCUGAGCUUAGCCAGCAGCUGGCACAGGCCACCGGCAGCAAACCCUCCCAGUACAUCGCGGUACACAUGUUCCCAGACCAGCUCAUGGCUUUCGGUGACUCAAGCAACCCGUGGGCAUUCGGCAGCCUGAACAGCAUUGGCAAGAUCGGCGGCACACAGAACCAGAUCUACACCAAGCUGCUGCGCGGUCUGCUUUCCCAGCGGCUGCACAUCAGCCCUGACAGGGUCUACAUCAACUACUAUGAUAGGAACGCAGCCAAUGUGGGCUGGAACAACUCCACCUUUUCCUUAGGGCCACACUUGCCUGUGUUGGGCUGUAGUGGCCCUGCCCUUCAGGUCCCAACCCAGUCCACCUCCGUGUCAGGAGAAAUAAACGGAUGGCAGCAGUGGGGGAAGUGGGCGCCCGCCGGCCACCAGCACAAGAGGGGCCGCGCGGCUGCCGAGCGCCCGUGUGGCGGGGUGGGGGGCGUGCCCCCAACGGCUGCCCGCGCUGAGGGGGCUGUGCCCCCCCGCCGCCCCCCCACACUGGGGGGGCGCACGCCCCGCUGGCCGCCUGCGUAG
This is a messenger RNA of Elephantulus edwardii (Cape elephant shrew), 621 nucleotides long. RefSeq names its product macrophage migration inhibitory factor-like. The transcript is spliced from 2 exons. Gene Ontology annotation, molecular function: cytokine activity; phenylpyruvate tautomerase activity. The record is from RefSeq and is a predicted model, not a curated record. The coding region runs from base 1 to 621 and encodes 206 amino acids. Lineage: Eukaryota; Metazoa; Chordata; Mammalia; Macroscelidea; Macroscelididae.